GGAGCCUUGUAGGCCAUGGCUGUUGGUGCGCUCACCCUGCGUCUGGUGUCCAGGACACACCUGCUCUCAAAGCUGCCAAUCCCACACAGCCAGGUCCUUACUGUCAAUCCUGCCCUGCCCGUGGAGGACGCCGCAGAGGACUAUGCCGGGAAACUGAGGCAGGCCUUCCAAGGAGACACUGUCCCCGUGUUUGACCUGCUGAUCCUGGGAGUGGGCCCUGACGGCCACACAUGUUCGCUCUUCCCUGGUCAUCCCCUCCUACAGGAGCAAGAGAAGAUUGUGGCUCCCAUCAGUGACUCCCCAAAACCACCACCGCAGAGGGUGACCCUGACGCUCCCUGUGCUGAAUGCAGCCCAGAGUAUCAUCUUCGUGGCCACAGGGGAAGGCAAGGCAGCUGUGCUGAAGCGCAUCCUGGAAGACAAAGACUGCUCACUGCCUGCCACCAUGGUGCAGCCGCGCACGGGCGCCCUCUGCUGGUUCCUGGACGAGGCGGCCGCGCGUCUGCUGUCGGUGCCCUUCGAGAAGCAUUCCACGCUGUAGCGCAGGCCACGCACGCGUGGGCACUUCGGGGCUGGCCCCCGGCCUCCGCCCCAGGCUUUCUGGAAAAGCCUCCGGGGGCCGCGGGAGCGAGACAACUGAGAAUUAAACGGAGCGUUCUGGAA
Myodes glareolus (Bank vole) is the source of this 662-nucleotide messenger RNA. NCBI's taxonomy places the organism in Eukaryota, Metazoa, Chordata, Mammalia, Rodentia, Cricetidae. The record is from RefSeq and is a predicted model, not a curated record.